Lachancea dasiensis is the source of this 582-nucleotide messenger RNA. The record is from the annotation of a GenBank genome assembly. Lineage: Eukaryota; Fungi; Ascomycota; Saccharomycetes; Saccharomycetales; Saccharomycetaceae.
AUGCCCCGAAUCAGAGUACCUGGCCUGUCAAGAUCCUUUACCACUUGCAUUACUGGUAUUGGAAACCCUGAACCCCAAUAUGCUUGUACUCGCCAUAAUGCGGGUCUAUUCAUGUUGGACCUGCUAAAGGAAGAAUUAUCCCACUCAUCGCGCUCCCAACCGUAUUUGCCAUGUAGUACUACGAAGAAAGUUAAAAAAUGCCAGUGGGGCGAUAAUCUUCUACUGAGAGCCGAUGGAGACUAUAUCAAUCUGAGUGGGAAGACGGUUGUGCCGCUGUGGAACAGACUAGGCCCGGAUUUCACACAUAUAGUGGUUCACGAUGAGCUGAGUCUGCCAGUGGGAAAAGUUCAGCUCCGCAAGCCUGGUACCAGCGUUCGAGGUCAUAACGGCUUGAAGGACAUUGCAAAGCGGUUUGGUGGAGGAUUUUACAGACUAGCAGUAGGUAUUGGCAGACCAGCUGAAAGAGAUUCGGAGAGCGUGGCCCAAUAUGUACUCGCCAAAUUUACAAAGGAGGAACGAAGCAUUAUUGAGAGUCAGGGUCUUGCAAGAGCCAUAGACCAUUUGCGGAGGCUUACCUGUUGA